Messenger RNA from Ictalurus punctatus (channel catfish), 3151 nucleotides. Its product is annotated as AP-1 complex subunit sigma-2. The transcript has 5 exons. The coding region runs from base 184 to 615 and encodes 143 amino acids. Gene Ontology annotation, biological process: intracellular protein transport; vesicle-mediated transport. The record is from RefSeq and is a predicted model, not a curated record. Gene Ontology annotation, molecular function: clathrin-cargo adaptor activity. Lineage: Eukaryota; Metazoa; Chordata; Actinopteri; Siluriformes; Ictaluridae. Gene Ontology annotation, cellular component: intracellular membrane-bounded organelle; membrane coat; AP-1 adaptor complex.
GAAAACUGAGAAGAGAAACGAAGAGAAGGCAAACACACACACACACGCACACGCUCUCAUUUACACUCACACUCACACACACACACACACACACAGAAGACUGAUAAACAAAACUCUGCUUCGGAACCAGGGUAUGCUCGAUAUUAUUUUGGAAGACAUUUGAUUUAUUUAAGCGGAAAAAAGAUGCAGUUCAUGCUGCUCUUCAGCAGGCAAGGCAAGCUUCGCCUGCAGAAAUGGUACGUUCCACUGUCCGACAAGGAGAAGAAGAAGAUCACACGUGAGCUGGUGCAGACCGUCCUGGCACGAAAGCCCAAGAUGUGUAGCUUUCUGGAGUGGAGAGACCUCAAGAUUGUUUACAAAAGAUACGCCAGUUUGUAUUUCUGCUGUGCCAUCGAGGACCAGGACAACGAGCUGAUCACCCUGGAGAUCAUUCAUCGCUACGUGGAGCUGCUGGAUAAGUACUUUGGCAGUGUGUGCGAGCUGGACAUUAUCUUCAACUUUGAGAAGGCCUACUUCAUCCUCGACGAGUUUCUUUUGGGUGGAGAAGCUCAAGAGACGUCCAAGAAGAACGUCUUGAAGGCGAUCGAACAGGCUGACCUGCUGCAGGAGGUAUGAAGUGUUUAUCUGUGGGCUUGCUCUGUUUUGAGUUGUGUGUGUCUGUCUGUGUGUGUGUGUCUGUGUGUGUGUUUUUUGCAUCUCUCCUCCCCAGCCCAGACAUGAAUACUUUAACGUGCCUGUGUACUGAUUGGCUGUUGGUGGCUGCCCGUCAUGCAUGCUGAGCCCCUCCCCCUUGCACGGUGUGCCUGCUGGUCUUCCUCUUCCACUACCGUCCUAUCAGAAUGCAGCAUCUCUGGGUCUCCAGUCUCAUCGUCAUCCAGUGUGUGUGUGUGUCUGUGUGUGUUGUUCAUGCCACAUUCACCAUACACCCAUUGCCACAUUCCUUUUCUCUGCUCUCUUUCUCUCUCUCACACACACACACACACACACACACACACACACACACACACACACACACACACACACAUACACUCCUGUGUACCUUCACCCCUCAUCUACCUGUACCUGUGUGGAAUCAGUGAGAGCUCCCCCUAAUGGUCAUUUUUUUCCACAUUAUCCAGCCUGCAUGGUUCAAAUCUAUUUGUGUAUGAUUGGAAUAUAAAUCAUAUGAUUGGUGUUUUGUUUGUUUUUUUGUUUUCAUUCUAAACAAUUUUCCACCAAAUCCUUUCUGUAACGUCGACUGUUUGAUGCACUGUGUAGAGGUUUUAAAUUCUGAAGAUCAGGCUUCUGAAAGAAACUUAAUGCACCCGUAUACUUUUAUAAGUUAAAAGUAGAAAUCCACCCUGAACCAUGCGCCUAUCAGUAUAUCUAAUUCACAUGUGAUCUUUACUGGUGUCAGCUCUACCUAAAGAGACCGAUGGAGCAGCGCUUUAGUCCUUUAGUCCGUCCAGCUCUCUCAUUUAUAUUCUCUGCUCAAACAGAUCAGCUUCCAAAGCUUUCAUGCCAAUACCACUGUCAUCGCGCUCGUAGAUCUCUAACUAGUCGGGUCGAGUGUUCCGUAACUCGUAUCGCUGCGUUGCAUUCUGGACCUUUGAGUCCAAUGUUUGCGUCAGCGUCUCCACUGUUUAUUCGUCGGAUUUCUCGUUAACAUGACGUUGAAGUCUUAAAAACGGCGAGCGAGAAUAGAAACUCUCACUCUUUUCGUUUUCAGGGCCGAAACCUGAACGUUAUCACUUAGGUUUGAGAUCCAUAACUGAGCUAGCAAUAACAGUGUCUUCGGGUGACAUCGGAGCGGCUGCCAACUUCUCACAGGAACAACAAAAAUACCGCACCAACCAAGAAAUUCACACCAGAUACUAAACAUAUUCAACAUGAUUCAGGGUGAAGUGUAUUUGUUGUAGUUGUUGUUUUUUUCCUUUACUAUGCUGGAAGGUUUGUUUGUGCGUUAUGGACGAGACAUUGUGGAGUAUAUGUAAUAUUUCAAAAGACUCUGAUUUUCUCAUGACUUCUUGAGAAUAUGGUGAGGAUCUGUCAGUCAGUAUUUGUUGUGUUUAUACUGCAUGUCUGUAGUUGUAUAGAGCUAGUAGACAUCACAGGGUUGCCAGAAUGGACUGUUUCCAGCCUUAUACCGUUUAGUCAGCUUAGUGUUUAUAGUAUGCCUGAACACUAAAACAUGAUGUGUAAAUGGUUGAUUGGAGUUUGGGUCAAAGGUAUUGAGGUAUUUCUGAAAGCGUUACAUAUCUGGCAUGUUUCAUAGCUAACUUGAUUUUUUUUUUUUUUUUUUUUUUUUGCAAUAACAAACAGUGGUUUUGAUGGAUAUGAUGAGUGUAUAUUUGUGACAAAUGUUUAAAAAAAAAAAAAGAAGAAGAAAAUUAAUAGACAGGAAAUCCAAUCUGGCAACCCAGUGCAUCCACUCAGCAAAUAUAAUUGUUGUUAGAAAUGUGAAUUUGAAUACAGAUCAGGAGGAAAUCAGGUUUGAACUUCAUGUAAAGUGUUGUAGCAUGAGCAAUGCUAAUGAUGUGAAAGGUUGACUGACGAAUAACUGCAUAAUACGAUUAUUGAAACAGUCCAGACAGGAUUUUGCCUAGUUAUUUUUUUUUUAUUGUUGCGGCCAAAAAUGCUUGAAUUUGCUGCGGCUUUUUUCAAGCUUUGCGAUGCAACUUGUGUUUUUUGUUUGUGUGUGUUUUUUUUCGAUGCGGAAAACUACUUAAAUUGGCGAAAUUGAAAUUGGCACGAAAUUGUUUCGCGCAGUCUUUCGCAGUGAUGUUUGUCGGUAAACGAGACCUUUUAGCUGUUUUCACGUUCGACGCACGUGAAACGAAGGGGGCUUUGGCGGACCGCGUGUCGUGAUGCUGUCACGCGAUGCGUCUCGGCCUGAAUCUGCGGUCAUUUUGAAAAAUUGCAAGCUCCUGCGAAGACUGCGGAGUUUCCUCGAUUUUGCGUUCAUUUCUGCGAUCGCAAAAUGGCGAAAUCCCAGAAGGACUGGUUGAAACAGUUGCACAGUGUAGCAGCCUGUGUUAGGAAAUAAUUUCCAAGAUUACAGCGUAAUCAACAACGUAAUCGAUUUUGUAUCUCAAGUGUGCAGAGUUGUAUUAGUUUUGUCGGAAUCUGUUUUGUUAACAAAGACGAAUAAAGUGAUGAUUAUUUCGAUUGA